Mangifera indica (mango) is the source of this 1562-nucleotide messenger RNA. RefSeq names its product WD repeat-containing protein DWA2. Gene Ontology annotation, biological process: protein ubiquitination. The coding region runs from base 113 to 1168 and encodes 351 amino acids. The transcript is spliced from 13 exons. Lineage: Eukaryota; Viridiplantae; Streptophyta; Magnoliopsida; Sapindales; Anacardiaceae. The record is from RefSeq and is a predicted model, not a curated record. Gene Ontology annotation, molecular function: protein binding.
UUUUUUUUCCCCUAAAUAUAAAAAUAGAAAAGUUAAAUUUAAAAAUCAAAGUUAAUUUGGUAGCUAGUUAACGCCUUGGCUUAGUUGGAUAUCGGCACCUGGAAGUGUAACAAUGCAAGGAGGAUCAUCUGGCAUUGGCUAUGGUCUCAAAUAUCAGGCUAGAUGCAUAUCGGAUGUUAAAGCUGACACAGAUCACACGAGCUUCCUCACUGGAACUCUCAGUCUCAAAGAAGAAAACGAGGUGCAUUUGCUUAGGCUUUCGUCAGGUGGAACUGAACUCAUAUGCGAGGGUCUGUUCUCGCAUCCUAACGAGAUCUGGGACCUUGGUUCUUGCCCAUUCGAUCAACGCAUUUUCUCAACUGUCUUCUCCUCUGGCGAAUCAUACGGAGCAGCAAUAUGGCAAAUCCCGGAAUUGUAUGGUCAGUUAAAUUCACCUCAGCUGGAACGAAUUGCCGUGCUUGAUGCACAUGUUGGUAAGAUUAAUUGUAUUCUUUGGUGGCCAUCUGGAAGACAUGAUAAGUUGAUUAGCAUUGAUGAUGAAAAUCUUUUCUUGUGGAGCUUAGACUGCUCAAAAAAGGCUGCUCAGGUACAAUCUAAAGAGUCAUCUGGUAUGCUGCACUACUUAUCUGGUGGGGCAUGGGAUCCACAUGAUGCAAAUUCUGUUGCAGCUACUUGUGACUCAUCAGUCCAGUUUUGGGAUUUACGGACAAUGAAGAAGACAAAUUCAAUUGAGCAUGCUCAUGUCCGCAAUGUGGACUUUGAUACAAAGAAGAAGCAUAUACUUGUCACUGCAGCAGAUGAAUAUGGGAUACACAUAUGGGAUCUUAGAAAGCUGAAGGUACCUAUCCAAGAGCUCCCUGGACAUACACACUGGACAUGGGCUGUCAGCUGUAAUCCUGAAUAUGACGGGCUCUUAUUGAGUGCUGGAACAGACUCAACUGUCAAUUUGUGGUUGGCUUCCCUGUCUAGCAGUGGUGAUGAGCCAUCUGAAAGCUCAUUUGAAUUACCAACUCAAAGGGCCAAUCCAUUACUUAAUUCAUAUAGUGACUACGAAGACAGCGUAUAUGGUCUUGCUUGGAGUUCUCGUGAACCUUGGAUUUUCGCAUCUCUGUCAUAUGAUGGGAGGGUUGUUGUGGAAUCAGUGAAGCCUUUCCUUUCUAAAAUAUGAAGUUCUUCUGAACCUGGUUGGCCAUCUUCAUCCCUCAUGCGGUUGAUUUCCAUUGUUUAAGAUAUCAGAGAGAAUUUCAUUGACGAAUGAGUUCAAUAUCAGCAACUGAUACUUGGUAUGAUGGAACAGGGAAGAGGGUAAUACCUAAACAGGAAUUUCCAUGAACAACUUAACGUUUUGAAAAUGGAUUACUUAGUGUUUUCUACUCUGUGUGAAUGAUAAUAUUUGGAGAUUGUGGUUGAGCUAACAUUUCAAACUGUUUUCAAGGUUUGUACCUGUCAUCAAACUUCACUGUCUAACAUACUGUAUCAUCCUCCUCCUGUGUCAGAUAUAUUAUUCUGUAAGUUCAACCAUUUUGAUUAUAAUAAAUUACUCCUGUUGUUGUUGGAAUGUA